Molecule: messenger RNA, 5641 nt
Organism: Toxorhynchites rutilus septentrionalis
Lineage: Eukaryota; Metazoa; Arthropoda; Insecta; Diptera; Culicidae
Gene: Fs
Exons: 9
Coding region: 1724-4243 (839 amino acids)
Molecular function (GO): protein binding
Source: RefSeq, a predicted model, not a curated record
GGCAGCCAGUAGGUAGAGCGCGCGUCGUGUUCCGUCGUCGUAAUACACACAACACAGCUCGGCAACAGCAGCGUGGCCCCUCACGUUGUAUACACGCCGAUGCGGGAUUUGUGAUUGUGUAUACAUAAGCAGUAGCACGACGGCAACAACAACAACAAAAAAAAGUAAAAAAAUAAACGCCGAUUUUCGCACUGAGACCUCCGAGAGACUUGACGACUGUUGAUUCUUUUUAGCGUACUGCCUGCCAGUAAUCGCACAGUUUUCCUUCGGCCGUUCGUGAGGUACAAUCUCGCUCUCGCUCUCCGUAUCGUCGUCUCGUCGUGUCAUCUGAAUUUGUGGUUGGCGCGCGACCCUUUUUUCACCGAGUUCUGAACUUUACGAGAUUCCUUGGUGCAAGUUCUGCAGUUCUCAAGUACCGCUGGGACGGUCCUGUUCGAUGUGUGUAGACGGUGAGGACGACUUAAUGGUCCCAACUGCUGAUCCUAAGUGUUGGCUUCAGUGUUCCCGAGAGGGCGUUCUUAUCAAGACCGAAUUUUCCUUCGAUGAGGCAAGCGAAUGCUGCGAACGAAAAACUAUAUGUGGUGAAAGUCUGGAUUUUUGCGAUCGUUCUUUUCCCUCGCUUGGGGCCGUGGUGUUUCGUGUGGAGAUUUUCGCGUUAAUGAUUGAAGAUUAAUUUAGCCCUCAUCCAUUCCGCGGGUGACGAGAGAGCGCGAAGAAAUUAAAACCGGGAGGAUAUAGAUCGCGUGUGGUUCGCGUUUUUUUUUCGUCUGUUAUUUGAUGUGUUGUGCUCCAUCUGCAGCACUUGGCGGAAAAACGGCGUUCAACUGACGGAGGGUGUCGGUUACGAACCGUUUGUGUGAUCAUGGUUUAUUAUCAGAGUGAAGAAUACGACAAAGAGCAUUAGUGACAAAUAAGUGAUGUGAAGAAUGUGAGAUCUUGGAAUCGGGCCAAAAAUAACCACAUAUUGUCGAAAAAUGUGCACUUCUUGUUUACAUGCUGAAUGAAGAUAUCUUACCGCGCAGGCAGCCAACAAUUUUGAUGCCAAACAUUGGCACACAGCCGAGGCCAUCGACCUCUCUGUGUCUGUCUCUCUCGCGCUUCAUCUCUUUCUCUCUGUGGUACUUUUCGCAAACAGUGGAGUCUGUGCUGAUGUCGAGGCGGCGGUGGCGGCGGAUGCGAUACGCGCCGAAAAUGUUGCGUGCCGCGUACCGGUUCGAGCCGGCGUAUAUUUAGCUCUAUUUCAUCACUUUCGCUUCGCAUCAUCCCAACCAAUAAUAAACAAUCCGAUCCAGUCGUGCUUUGGGACGGUGGAAGAAGCUCUUUAAAUCUUAACCUACGCAACGCGGGACGACAAAAUUGGUGCUCGCUACUACUGCUACUACUGGAGAACCUCGAACCUUCCUAAAACAGCAAGCGACUCAACGCAGCCGCCAUCGAGCGAUGAAUGGCGGCUGAGCUCAUCUGUUACUCAAUGAGUGUCGUAGUUUUUUUAAAAAUAGGCCGCAUCGUGACGCUACGAAUAAGAGACGUUGUUUUGGGUUUUCUCUGUUGUGUCCCAUCCUACAGUGUGCGAAUGAUGGAUCUGAAUCGGUCCUAGGAGCCGGAAGAUCAAACGAUUGAAGAGUUGUUGGCGUGUGGCGAAGGUGGGACCACGAGUUCCGCGAAACUGGAGCAAAGCCGGGGAAGAUGUUGUCGCCGAGUUGCCGCAUCGCGACCUGUAAAAAUGAGCGUUCCAUCGUAUGUCGUUGCUGGGCUAAAAUUAGACAGCGACAUAAAUUGUGCAAAAUGUGUUGCCCAAAAUAACGCGUCGAUCGAAUCCAUGUAUCGGCCAGCCAACAACAACAAUAGCAGCCACAACAGAUUCAGUAAAUCGUUGCAAUUGUCGAAUCGAGGCGCAUCGAGUGUUACGGAAGAGAAAGGAAGUAUUAGCCUAAGUGAUCCCACGGGUGACGACCCAGUGCAGCGAGACCUCGGCGAUUGCAGCAGUCCUCAAGGUAGAAGAAGACCCAGUGGUCGUAGUCGUUGUCGUCACCGUCGCAGCCACCGACGGCUAAAGUGUGACUGGAUGUGGUGGCGGUGGGUGAGCUCUAUUCCGUCCUUGGUUUCUUCCCUUCUUGUUUCAGUUACCCCUGUCACGAGACCGUCAUCGGCCGACCAUGUUCUUCGUCAGAAACGGCGGGAGAAAUAUAGGGCCCGCCAAAUCGGUGCCCCAAGUGAGUGCUCGACGACGAGUAACGAAAACAGAGAAGAUGAAAAUCGUUACGAUCUGAAAGGUGUCAGUGAUUGUGGAAAUAAUAAUAAGCAGGUGACAGUGAGUGACGAUGAUGGUAGGAAAAUGUGCGGCAGCAGCCAUCGGAGGUGCCAUCGGGCAGCAGCAUCAGUGUCCCCAUCGUCGCAAUCGCUUCUCGGCGGCAUCAUUGGCAUCGAUGUGAAGUUGGUGCUGGUGAUUAUGGUGUUAAUUGGCGUUAUUGAUUACUCGGAAGCUGGUACCUGUUGGCUGCGGCGGAUGGAGAGCACCGGAAAAUGCAACAAAUUGUUUGCCCGCAACGUGACGAGAGAUCACUGCUGUCACGCCGGUUCCAGUCUGGGCUUUAGUGAUCGCGACAUCACUGACGUGCAGAUCUUCUUUGUGAACGCCUUUAACGAUGGGAUGGAUUGCGCGUCUUGCUUGGCGUAUCUUUCUUCUCCCUCAACAGACAAUUGUGAUCGGGCCAAAUGUGGUCCAAACAAGCGCUGCGUCAUGAAGAAGGGCCGCCCGAAGUGUAUAUGUGCACCCAGCUGUAAGGCCUCGAAGCAAGCCAAACAGUUGCCGAAGCAGAACAUUAAAGUGAUCAAUUUGAGUGAGAGUCAACGAAACCGUGGACAGUAUUUUUCGAUUGGACCCCGAGCUGCCGCUUCCCGGUCCGCUCCGUCGAUCCAGCUUAGCGCUUCGAGCAGCAAACGGAGCGUUCGCGUGCUGGGCGAUGACCCUUCAACCCACCAUUCAAGGACUCUAAAAAGUAGUAGUCUAAGUGAGAAAACGCUAAGCCAAAGAAAUAGUAACCGUAAGCUUGAUAGCUCUAAGCAUAAGGAUAACUUAUUUGAAUCUGUGACAUUAGUGGAUAGUAAGCAUACAGACAACCGUUCUAGACGGAACAGAACUACCGUCGGGCCCAAACGGCCUACCACCGAGCGUAUGGUAUUUAUGGCGGACGGCCCGGCGAAGAUUGACAUGCUUUCCGCGGCCAAUGGAAGCCUAGCAUUGGAAAUAAGUUCCACAGCAGCCAGCGUACGCCAUAGAAAUCGAAAGGGUUCCGUCAGUCGAAACAGAACCCGUCAUGAGCAACCGUUGCAUCACAGUCGAGAUUUCGGCACGCCACGAUUGCUCCGGGUUGCGUCCCGAAAGGGCAAUGCGACCACGUCGCCAGCGCGACUUCCCAGGCAUCCCCAGUAUCUGGAGGAGAUGUUCUACGUGGGAAUGGUCCCACAAAAACGGCGGGGUCGAAUGCAAGGAAAGGAUCUCGACAUUGGGAAUGACAUAAUGCAGCAACACAUGAGAUUCUACAACCCGGUUUGUGGCACAGAUGGCAAGACAUACAAAACAGAAUGCCAGUUGAAGAAACGAGCUUGUCGCCAAGAGAGCACGACUCUCACAGUUGCCUACAAGGGACAUUGUCAAACUUCUUGCCGUUUCGUGCAGUGCCCGGAUGACAAGCACUGCGUGGAGGAUCAGAACUCCUCCCCUCAUUGCGUGACCUGCAUAAAGGACUGCCCGCUGGAACCGAGAGCAUCAUCGGCAGCCAAAUCCGUGGUCUGUGGCACCGAUGGUACCACCUAUCGGAGUAUCUGUGAGCUGAAACAGAAGGCCUGCCUGUCGGGUCGAGCUAUCCCCGUUGCCUAUCGGGGUCAUUGCAUUGAAGCCGCUACCUGUGAGACCAUAAAAUGCAAAGAUCGGCAGCAUUGCCUUACCGAUUUGAGGACACACAAACCACGCUGUGUCAGCUGCAGCUACAAGUGUCCCCGGGUGAAGCGACAGCAGCAGGUACGGCCGCGACAAUUUGGUUCCGGCGGACGAAAUCAGCAUCAGCCAAACACCAAACUUUGUGGCACCAACAAUCACACGUACCACUCCUGGUGUCACAUGCUGAAGGAUUCGUGUAAUACCGGGUUCUACAUCGACGCGCAGUACGAUGGAAUGUGUAGCAUUGAGAGAAGUAUCGCUUCGCCUUCGAUUUUAACCCAUUCGGUGAACCCGCAGCCGUAACGGAACAGGUCGCAUCCAAAGCUAGGCAAUUUAGACUAUUUGAACCCACUGAUUUGGCAGAUCUUGGCUUGAGUGAAACAAGAGGUUUUUCACUGAGCCACGAGAAACUUAUACCAAAUAUUGGACAGUCGUAGUUGAUGUUUCAAAGAUGUAAAAAGUAGGUUAUCUCAAUGUCUAUGGCACUAACACAAAACCACAGUAAGAUAUGAACGAGCAACACUAACAAUGUAAAGAGGAUCGCUGUAUAAAAACAUAGUUUCAUCCCUUAGCCUGUAGAAAUGAUUUGUAAAAAAAAUCGAUCCGAUGGAAACGAACCUAUUUAUAUUUAAACACACACAGAAACUGUUCUAUUUAUAAAUGCACACAACACCCAUUUACAUUAUUUAUUGUACUUGUACAUUAGAGAGCAGCUUUAGCGGUAGCUAUUUUGUUUUUAUCUCGAAAACUAUUUAUUCGUUUUUUAUUCUGGGAGACACUAUUUAUUGAUUGUAAGAUUCCAACACGAACCAAAAACUAACCCUCGAUAAGACGAAAAUCCUUUAAAUCCAAUGUGAGAGUAUCCAAAUUAAUACAAAAAGAGUAGUAGAUAAAGUCGGUGCUGUGCUCAUUGACCUGUUAGAAAAAAAAACACAAAAUACAUACAAUGAUCAAGAAAAUUCCAACUGUUGUUAUAGAUUAAUCGUUUAAAAAGUGCACUGAACUAAACAAAAAAUCACAAUUCAAGCGAAAAUAAUACUUAAUUGAAGGCGGAAAAACACACCCAUUCUAGUUCAAUCAAAAUUCCUGUUGUUCAAGUUGUAAAAAGUAAGCAGUAUAAAAGUUUAGUGGGAGGAGAAAGGAUAACCAAGAUGAAUCUGUAUUAAGAGAUUGACUGAUUUUAUCAAAAUAUAAAAUGCAAACAAGUAUAUAUCGCAAACUAAUGCAAGCAAAAAAGAAACAUAAGUUUUAGGGUGUACAAUUUAUCUUCUAAUAGUAAAAUUCUAUUUACUUCCUACAUACGAUGGAGUCAGACUUAGACUAGAGAACAUGGUUUACAUGACAAACACCCACACGUUGCAAACUUAAUAAUAACUGUCGUACAAACAACGCCACUCACUCACACACACACACACACACACACAUGAAAUCGUUAACUGUUUUUCACAAUGAAGCUCCCCACAGUUUGUUUCAGUGUUCACUCCGGUAGCGGACCUGAAUUUGGUGUAUACAAUAUACAAUUAGCAGUUUUAUUUGAAGUAGUCAGAGUUGUCGAAAAUCUAGUACAGAAAGCUGAUAGCCAACGAUACCCAGAUACGAACAGAUACGGAAAUUGUAAUGGUUCUAGGCACAUUGACAGCGUAACGAAAGUGAACACAAAAUAGAAAGGAAAUAAAUGUUUAUUAAUGUUGAUGAAAAGAA